AUGCUCAAUUUAACUACCGAAACAUCGACAACUAAGAAAGAACAUGAUGGCAAUGAUGAAUCUGAGACACACGACUCUGAUCUCAGGCUGAUACAACAAUUUGAACGACGCAGAGUCCGUUUAGGCAAACGACUUGCCUAUUUGUUACGUUAUGGAGCGGAAAAGGAAGGAUGCAAAGUUGAUGAAGGUUGGGUGAAACUUAAUGAUCUAAUGAAAGUCGCCAUUUUAGCUGAACAUAGCAAAGAUGAAGUCUUAGGCGAUAUAAAAACCUCAUGUUCUUAUAGAAAAACAUACCGUUAUCAAUGGGAAGAACGACCAGAUGGAAUCUAUGUGCGCGCAGCGUAUGGAAGAAAAUUUGAAAGGGUUUGUUUUUUCUUUCUCUUU
Molecule: messenger RNA, 384 nt
Organism: Didymodactylos carnosus
Lineage: Eukaryota; Metazoa; Rotifera; Eurotatoria; Philodinida; Philodinidae
Source: the annotation of a GenBank genome assembly